Rotaria sp. Silwood1 is the source of this 1830-nucleotide messenger RNA. The record is from the annotation of a GenBank genome assembly. Lineage: Eukaryota; Metazoa; Rotifera; Eurotatoria; Philodinida; Philodinidae.
AUGAAUAAUUUUUGGAAAUCAAAAUUUGAAUAUUUUCCGGAUGAAAUUAUUCUUGAAAUAUAUCGAUAUCUUCAUUGUGGUCAUGUACUUUAUUCAUUUUAUAAUAUUAAUUCACGUAUUAAUAAUACAAUAACUGAUUAUUGUCAUCAUGUUAUACUUCGUCGAUUAGAUUAUAAACAAUUUCUUUAUAUUUAUUUGAAUGUUUUACCAAAAAUUGGUGCAUAUAUUAUUUCAUUAACAGUAAAUCGAUUACAACAAACAUAUUUUUUAGAAAAUUUCAGUUUUCAUAUGAAUAAUAUAUUUCCUAAUUUACAAAAAUUAGCAUUAGAUGAUUGGAAAAAUGAAGAAUUAUUUUCAUUUCUUGAAAAUCAUUUAAAUCAACUUAAAUAUCUUCGUACAAUUGUUAUUCGUGGUUUACGACAAGUAAAUCAUAAAAAUUCAAUUACGCAUUCAAGUGAAGAUCCAAAACAUUUAUUAGAAAUAACUCAUAAAAAUACUCAAAUUGAAUAUAUUUAUUUUGAACCUGAUUGUUAUUCAAUGACAUUAUUACUUAAUGAAAACAAUAUUAUAACUCAUUCAAAUCUUAUAGAAAUGAGUAUAUCAUUAUCAACAUCUAAGGAUUUAGUUUCUCUUGCAAUUCUUAUUCCAAAUAUUCGUCGACUUCAUGUUAUUAUUGAAGAAUUAUGCGGAAUUGCUAAAGAUAUAAUACCAUUUCAAUGUCUUACUCAUUUUUCUCUUGAUGCUUUAGAUUCUUAUUCAACAUUUGAUAAUAUUUCAUCAAUACUUCAACUUACACCAACUAUUGAACAACUUUCACUGGCUCUUACUACUAGAGAUGAACGUCUUGUCUAUGGUCAACAUUUAUUUACACUUUUAUCUUCUCAAUUAUUUAAUAACAAUAAUCUCAUACAAACAUUGAAAUAUGCUAUAUAUUUUUCUACAUAUGCUGAUUAUCAUAUUGAUUCAAAAAAUCUUUCAAAAUCAUGGAAUCCAAUUUCUAUUGCUUAUACAAUUAAUAAAGAUGAAAAGAAAUCUUAUAUACUUAUUCAUACAUUACCAUAUCCAUCUAUUCUUCUUAAUUUACAUUCAAUAUUACCUAAUAAAUUUGGUAUUAGUCUAGGUGAUCAAGUUUAUAAUAAUAUUCAAUAUUUAUGUAUAUGUAAUGCAAAAACUUUACUUGAAACAUUUACAAUUAUACAACAUUGUCGAAAAAUACAAGAUUUAAAUAUUCAAAUAGAUAGAAAUAAAACAAAUUUACCAGAUUCAAUUAAAUGUGAUGAUUUUUUAAAAUUUUUAUUAGAUUUUUUUAAGACAAAUACACAAACAAUUAUUAAUCUUCCAAAAUUAAAACAACUUGAGAUAAUAUCUAUAUGUGGAAUAGUAGAUAAUUGGCAACAUUUUAAAACAUUACUUAUUGCUGCUCAUAAUAUUAGUACAUUAUGUAUUGAUAUUGAUUGUAUUAUUAAAUUAUUCGAAAAUACUGAUGAAGAUUUAAUAUUCCCACGUGUUCUUCAUUUAUUUAUUGAUGGAAACAAUAAUGAUAUUAAACUUAAAAAUGAACAUAUUCAUAGUUUAUCAAAAAUUUUUAGUGAUAUACAUUCAUUGAAAAUUAAAUAUAAAACAGACAGUUUAAUUGAAACAAAUAUUAUCGGUUCAAUUUUAGAUAGUUGUAAACAACUUAUUGUAUUUACAAUAAAUGGACAAAUAUCAAAUGAUAUUUCAUUAGAAUAUAUUCAAAAAUGGCUUAUUAAAUAUACAUCUCGAUUAAAAAAUUCCGACAAAAAUUAUCAAGUUGGCUUUUGUGAUAAUUGGUUUCAAAUUUGGCUGUGA